GAUUCUUACAUAGCCUUCAGAACGCAUAAACCAGGAAGCAGGACUAUUCCUUCGUUUCAAAAGAAUUCCUCUCCAAACUAACUUCCGCGGAUCUGAAUGAUUUACCAGUGAAACUGAAGACUCCCCAGAUGAUGAGGAAAUCAAAAGGGCUUCAUAUUAAUUACCUGAACCAUCCUUCAUAUGUUGAUGAACUAAACCUGAGCAUACACUGAUUUUACUGUGGAUUGCUUUCCUUCUUUCUGCACUCGCUGCUCUCAAGUUUGAACCUACAGAGCAUGAUGGCAUCACAAGGUGGAGAGAAACCAAUGUAUGACCAACAAUCCACUACUUCAUCUAAUGUGUUGUUGAAACCAUAACGGAGCUUAUGAAGUCUGGAGAAGAAAGGUUUGACUGCUUUCAAAUAAACCUCUCUUGCACUUUAUCUGAACAUGAUCAAUUUAGGGAUCAUGUUAUUCAUUGGUACUUUGAACUUCAAACUGUGUUUCAGUGCAUGUGCUCGUGCUGAAUAUGAGAUACAUGGAGAAUGCUGCCCCAUGUGUGCACCAGGAAACCAUGUUUAUUGGCACUGUACUGUAGACACAAGCACAACUUGUGUUCCAUGCCCUGCAUCAACUUACAUGGAUGAGCCCAAUAAGUCGGAUAAAUGCUUUCCCUGCUCUGUGUGUGAUGCAAGACUAGGUCUAAGAAUAAAGAAAACUUGCACACGCUCUGCAGAUACUAUUUGUGAGCCAUUGGAGGGAUUCUACUGCACUGAGCGAAAGAAAAACAGCUGUAGAUUUGCUGUGAAGCACUCUGAAUGUUACCCUGGACAAUAUGUCAAACAAACAGGAACAGUAUGUACUGAUACUGUAUGUGGUAACUGCAUAGAAGGGACUUACUCUUAUGGCUCUUUCACUGCCUGUCGACCACAUUCAAAUUGUGAGAUUAGAGGCCUUAAAGAAAUAAAACCAGGAACAAUGUCAUCUGAUGUGGAAUGUGGGAAGUCAGUUCCAAUACCUAUCAUUGUUGGAGUCAUUGUUGGAGUCAGUGUUGGUGUUUUGCUGACAGCUGUUGGGAUAAAAAUCUAUCACAAAUUUAAACAGAAGAGACAAGCUUCUGACAGAAGUAUAACUUUUUGCUCAGUACCAAUACCAGAGACUGAUUUUCAGUGUGAACCAACAUCACCAGACUCAGUGACCCCUCUUAUAGUCAACACUAGUAGCCCUUUACAUCAAUCAGCUGCCUGUUCUGUUUCAAGUGGAGACAUGCAAUGUGUGACCUGAUAUUGAAAGAAACUGAAUCUUGGUCUUAAGGAAUCCACAAGUUCUGCCAAAGAGCCUGAAGUCUCCAUAAACAGCUGAUGAGCAAAUCUAAAGGGUUUCAUGUUAAUUACUGCUUCUACUCUGUGGUGAAUGGUAAAUGGAAGAGCUGUCAGUCUAAGUGAUCAACACAGCAUGCUCUCACUGUAAAGCAGGUCUUUAUGGUCCCUACAAACUAUGCGCACCCAUCAUACCAGAGAUCCACCUUCCAUUGGUUGAACUUAAAAGCUGUUGGAAAAGAAAGUUGGAAAACAAGGUAUCAUCAUUAUAGUAAAGCAAUCAGAUCCCAUUUGUCUUGCAGCUUUUGCAAAGCAGCAUUGAAUGCCAUGAGGAUCACCUCAAGAUCUACACGUUGUGUUAUGUUGUAUUUGGGUUUGUUUGAAUUGAGAACACCUGCUCUAAAUACAUUUAUAUGAUCUA
This is a messenger RNA of Cyprinus carpio (common carp), 1718 nucleotides long. RefSeq names its product tumor necrosis factor receptor superfamily member 14-like. Gene Ontology annotation, molecular function: transmembrane signaling receptor activity; protein binding. The record is from RefSeq and is a predicted model, not a curated record. NCBI's taxonomy places the organism in Eukaryota, Metazoa, Chordata, Actinopteri, Cypriniformes, Cyprinidae. Gene Ontology annotation, biological process: apoptotic process; positive regulation of cytokine production involved in immune response; signal transduction. Gene Ontology annotation, cellular component: membrane; external side of plasma membrane.